Molecule: messenger RNA, 2446 nt
Organism: Effrenium voratum
Lineage: Eukaryota; Dinophyceae; Suessiales; Symbiodiniaceae
Source: the annotation of a GenBank genome assembly
GCCCAAGAAGCCCAAGAAGAUUGGCAGCUACGAGGACGCCCCGUCACGCGAUGCCAAAGAGACUCUCAACAAGUGGCAGCAGGUGAAGAAGGGCCACGGCGAGCUGGGCGGCUCUGGGCUCUACAUGGUCCUCACGGCCAUGCGCCAGCUGCGCAAGAGCCCUGCGGAGGUGGAAGGUGAGCUGCGGAGCUCUCUGAAGGGCGCACAAGGAGAGAAGCUGCUGGGGGAGGUGGAGGCCUUGCCGGCGGCACUUCUCCGCGACGAUGCCAUUGAGAUGUUGCCACCUGUGCUGAAGCUGCUGCAGGACUUUGGGAGGCCUGCGGAUUCCUCGACCUACGGUGCGCUGAUGGCCGCGCAGCUUCGCCGCCGUGACCUCACAGGUGUCAGCGCCACUGCGGCUAUGCUGUCGGAGGAGGCUUUGACGCCGAAGAUGCACGCCAUCCUUGCAACUGCGGCCGCCCAGCGCCAGAAGUUGGAGGAGGCCCUUUUGCACCUCGCGAAGCUGCACCCGGAGCCCAGCGGCCCCUGCCGCGUGCUGUCGUCCUCCGCGGCCGCACAGAUCCUGGCGCUGGGCCAGCGGGAGCAGCGGGCCCAAGAGGUGGUGGAGCAGCUGCAGCGCCUCAAGGUGCAGCCCCAGGAGAAGACCGACAACAACGAGCUGCAGCGGGCAGUGACCACCAUCAAGGCUUACGUGAAGAACAAGGACCUGCCGAGCGCCACGGGGGUCUUCAACCGCCUGAAGAAGAGCGGGGUGGCCCUGCGCCCGCAGGUCUACAACUGCUUCUUGGAUGCCUGCGUGCAGUGCGGGGACAUUGACGCCUCCUUGUCUCUCUUCGAGGAGAUGAAGCAGUUGGGCUUCCUGGACGUGGUCAGCUACAACACCCUUCUGAAGGGCCACUUGGCCGCCGGGCGCAUGGCGGACGCCCGGAACUUGGUGCAGGAGAUGUCCACGCAGGGCUUGAGCGCCAACAAGGUAACAUACAACGAGCUGCUGAAUGCCAAGGUUGCGGCGCGAGACCGGCAGGGCAUGUGGACCAUCGUGGAGGAGAUGCUGCAAGCCGGGCUCAAGGCGAAUCUCAUCACCUGCUCCAUCCUGCUGAAGUCGCUGACUCAGCACUCCGCUGAGACCGACCUCGCACGUGUAAUGGAGUUGAUCAACAGCCUGGAGGAGCCCAUCGAUGAGGUGCUGUUCUCCUCCAUCAUCGAGGCCUGCAUCCGAAUCAAGAAGCUGGACACCUUGGCCUCCUUCAUCGCCCGCUACAAGUCCAAGGGCCUUUUCAAGAACAUCUCGGCGCCCAUCUUCGGGGCCAUGAUCAAGGCCUUCGGGGAGGCCGGGCAGCUGCACCAGGUCCGCGACCUCUGGGCCCAGCUGCAGGGGCACAAUGUGAAGCCCACAGCCAUCACCAUCGGCUGCGUGGUGGAGGCCCUGGUCAUCAACAAGCAGGGAGAGGAGGCCUGGCAGCUCGUCCAGGACCAGCUGCAGUACCCGGACCGCAAGAGCAUGAUCAACACCGUGGUGUACUCCACAGUGCUGAAGGGCUUCGCUGUGUCCAAACGCAUUGACAAGGUGCUGGCCGUGUACAAGGAGAUGCGGAACAACAGCAUCGCGUGCAACACCAUCACCUACAACACGAUGCUGGAUGCCUGUGCCAAGUGCAGCGCCAUGGACAAGGCCUCGGUGUUGCUGGAAGACAUGCGGGAAGCCAAUAUCGAGCCGGACAUCAUCACCUACUCUACCAUCAUCAAGGGCUACUGCCUCACGGGCGACGUGGACCGCGCCUUCAGCGUGCUGGAGGAGAUGAAGCGUGAUGGGCACUUUACCCCGGACGAGAUCAUGUACAACUCCAUUCUGGAUGGGUGCACCAAGCAGCGGAACGUGAGCGAGGCCCUACGGGUGCUCGAGGAGAUGAAGUCCUCCGGGAUCCGGCCCAGCAACUACACGCUGAGCAUCCUGGUGAAGCUGCUUGGGAACGCCCGGCGCUUGGGCCAAGCCAUGCAGAUGGUGGAGGAUCUGAGCACACAGAACGGCCUGAAGCCCAACAUCCAGGUCUACACCUGCCUGAUCCACGCCUGCUUCCAGAACAGGCGCUUUGAGCGGGCGCUGGGCGUGUACGAGACGAUGAUCAAAGAAGGCUGCCACGCGGACGAGAAGUUCUACGCGGUGCUGGUCCGCGGUUGCCUCCAGCUGCACCAGCCCCUCAAGGCGAUUGAGGUUGUCAAGGCGGCGUACAAGUUGGACAGCAGCCUUCCGCACGGCCCGCGCGUCGUCGGGGUGGAAGGCUUGGAUGACCUGCUGAACAAGAUCGCCAAAGAAGAGCAGGACGCCGCGGAGGCUCUGCGCUCCGAGCUGCAGAAGCGCGGGCUGCAGAACCGGUCGGGUUGGUACAACAGUGCUCGCGUGACAGCGGGCCCAAGCCGUGAACGUCGCAGAGGUCGCAACGACUGA